Molecule: messenger RNA, 930 nt
Organism: Lindgomyces ingoldianus
Lineage: Eukaryota; Fungi; Ascomycota; Dothideomycetes; Pleosporales; Lindgomycetaceae
Exons: 8
Coding region: 1-930 (309 amino acids)
Source: RefSeq, a predicted model, not a curated record
AUGGCUCUGAACUGCUUGGUUGGUUACAUGACCAACAAUCACGAGGCUCCUCACCGAAAUCUUAAGUUGGAAGGGUCUGGAACGGGUUUCAGGAUUUGGGGCUUCUUCAUGUGCAAUUUUCUACGCGUGACCUAUGCUCCCGUCGUGAGAUAUGAUGGCAUGACAUAUACGGGCAUAAUUUGUCUCAGGCCGCCUUCGAUUUGCAACCACCUGUUGCCAUCUGCAACUCUUAUUCUGCCCCACUUCCUGAUCUAUUACCAAGCUACUCAUGAUAGCUAUUUUUCAUGGUAUCCUGACUUUGUACGACUAUCCACAUCAUGGAUCUAUCACAUACGUAUUCACUUCCACUGGAAUGAGUAUCUUGUUUCACAGGCAUCGAAGCACAAGGCUUAUAGUCGAGAAUAUCCGACAGCAUCCGACAAAUUGAGUUCUUACAGUCCAGGAAUGAACGAGGUUUCCUACGGAGGGUACUCGGCUUUAUUCACAGCAACAAGGGGUGGAACCGUUCAUCCUCCGGCCGAAACUGGUACACCAACUGCUGGGCCACCUGAAGCUCCGUUUCAGUUACUCGUGAGGCGCCGCAUUGUCGUUAUGAAGAAGCCAUGUGCAUUAAGCAGGACAUGUCUAGAGUUCAAGAGCGCCCGGUGCGCAUAUUACGAAGUAAGAGCGGCUAUUAGAAGAGCGAUUGGCGAAAUCUGCGGCCAACCUCCGUUACAAGAUGCGAGUGCAGUGUGGUUUAAUGAUAUUUAUCCCAUUGGCUAUCAUAAAAAGUGUCAUUCCUACUAUCUUUUCAGCCAUAAGAAACUUCAAGCUCUUUUGAUUGCCUUGUGGAGUCACCGCCCUCUGCUUCUUUCCCUCACUAUACCGCCUUCUACUACACUUCUUGAAAAUAUUCUACUAUAUAUUGAAAAUUUCCUGACAACUUACUGA